AAAACGGAUGAGGAUUUCCCUCCACGCUUUUGCCAGCAACCAAAGCAGUGAUGGCGAUGUCAGUUCGUGCAGCCGCCUCAUCUCCUUCCGCGGUUGGAGCUCCGUUCAAAAAUGUCCGUUUUUCGUCGUCUCUCACCCCAUUUCCUUGCCUGCGUCCCCAAACCUAUCAAAGUUCACUUCCUUCACAGCUCAAAUUGACGCAGUGCGCCAAGAAAGAGAUAAAAGCCACCGACCCCAAGCUUGGAGUUGCACUUUACAAGCCGAGGUCUUACGAUGCCUUGGUAUCUGACGCCGCCAAUUCCCUCUCUUACGCUCUAAGCGACGGGAAGACUCGCUUAGAAAUCGAAUUCCCUCCCUUGCCCAGCAAUAUUUCAUCAUAUAAGAAACCUCGUGAUUGAGACAAAAGCUUCACAUUUGCAUGACAUUUUUGAGUUCAUGAAUAUGUGAAGGGAUCAUCAGAUGAGUUUAGCGAUGCCAACAUUCAACUUGCUUUGGCUCUUGUCAAGAAGCUUCAAGAGAUGAAGGAAAUACAGGCUUGCAUUGUUUUUGCUGAUAAGCCAGAGAAGCGUAGGGCAUUAACUCUUCUCAGAACAGCUUUUGACUCGAUUGAUUGUUUAACAAUUGGGACCUUGGAUGAUGUACCUGUUGGUCCUGUGAAAGCAUUUUUCAGAUCAGUGAGUCGAACUUUGGAUUUUGAUUUUGAGGAUGAAAAUGAAGAUCGGUGGCACUCUGAAAAGCCACCAUCACUGUAUAUAUUUAUCAACUGCAGCACGGGUGAUCUCUCUUCCAUAGAGAAGUAUGUGGAAAAGUUUGCAACCUCCACCCCUACUCUGCUGUUUAAUCUAGAACUUGACACUUUGCGUGCUGACCUAGGUCUUUUGGGAUUUCCACCAAAACAGUUGCAUUAUCGAUUCCUUUCACAAUUUACCCCGGUAUUUUACAUUCGAACUCGCGAGUAUUCAAAGACUGUCGCGGUGGCGCCGUAUAUUGUAAACUAUAGUGGAGCUCUACUUCGUCUAUACCCUGGCCCGUGGCAGGUGAUGUUGAAACAAUCAGAUGGUUCUUUUGCCUGUGUAGCGGAGAGCGAAUCUCGAUUCACACUGGGAGAAACAAAAGAAGAGCUAUUGCGGGUUAUCGGUCUUGAGGAGGAGAUAGGAAGCUCACUUGGCUUUCUUCGAAGAGGAUAUAAGACUGCGACAUGGUGGGAAGAAGAUGUUGAUUUGGAGAGAUCUUCAGCUUGGCGUAGUUGAAGUCGAACAACAGGUGCCUGCACAACGGUUAUAAGAGAAGUCGCCUCUCAGGUGCAAAUGUUUGCCUUGGCUUAGUAGCAUUUUCCUUGGUGGGUUCACGUUCACCCUUAUGAUACUAAGAUCAAUCAGAUGUCAGAUGACAACAUGUUAGCAAACUUAAAAACUAGAGAUUCAUGUUUUGUAUUCGAAGAUAGCACAUGUAGAUGCACAAGUCGAUCACUUCAUUUUUAUCACGGAGCAUUGUCAUGUCUGUUAUCAUUUGUACGAGUAUGUUUUUCUUGCAUUAAAUUAGAAAGAAAUGGAUAUAGCUGUGUCAUUUCCAUAUGAUUUUUGAACACCAAGUCACCAAUACAUUGUGUGGCUCUGUCUAUUGAUUUCAUUUGUAUGA
Messenger RNA from Cuscuta epithymum, 1638 nucleotides. The record is from the annotation of a GenBank genome assembly. Lineage: Eukaryota; Viridiplantae; Streptophyta; Magnoliopsida; Solanales; Convolvulaceae.